UUACCUCAUCUUGAGACGCGACACGGGUUGAUUACUUUCGCUUUGCCCUGUUUCGCUAAAAAAAGCUGCCACAAUGAACGCAGCAGUGGUUAAAAAGACACAAGACACCCUCGGAAAAGUGAUAAAGAAACCCCCUUUGACGGAAAAACUGCUUAGCAAACCACCAUUUCGAUACCUGCACGACAUCUUCAGUGAGAUCAUCAAAACCACCGGCUUUAUGAGGGAGCUGUACAAGGAGAGUGAGUUAAAGUCAGAUAAUGUUAAGGACAAAGAGAGUAAGAUGGCCUUCCUUCAGAAAGCGAUCGAUGUUGUAGCGUUGGUUAGUGGAGAGCCCCUUGCAGCAAAGCCAGCAAGGAUUGUGGCCGGUCAUGAGCCUGAGAAGACCAACGAGCUGCUGCAGGCUAUCGCCAAGUGCUGCCUUAACAAGAUGUCCAGUGAGGAGGCAGUGAAACGAGUGCUUUCUGGAGAGAAGGUGGACUUGAAGACCAAGGCCAGCACAUCCAAGUCCCAGGAUAAAGAGAAUCGAGCUAGACGUGAACAGCAGUCAUCUGAAAGAGAGGGGAAGAAGAAGAUUGAGCGCAGUAGGAGCAGAGAAGAUAAGGACUCGGACAAGCCCCCAGAGCAAGAGAGACAACUUAAAGAUGGUGAGCAAGAUCACCGCCACAAAAAGGAGCGUUCUGGCAAAAACCACAACCGUGAACAAGACCAUGCCAAAGAUGCUGAAAAAGACAAAAGCAGUGACCGAGGACAAGACAAAGGAAGAGGAAAAGACCAAGAGCAGGACUUAGAUCUCAGAAGAGAGAAAGACAAGAGCAGAGACAGAGAGAGAAUCAGAGAAAGAGAUUCCCAAAGAGACCAUGAGAAAAACAAGGAAAAACUACGAGGAAGAGACAAGGACAUCGAAAGACGCAAAGAAGGGGAAGACAAGACUAGGAGUAAAGACAGACACCAUGCAAAUAGCAAGGAUAGAUUAUCAGAACUUCAACCCAAAAAUGUUGACGACGAUCUCAGGAAAACGGUAACAGCUGAUCCAGUGCCAGCUGACGAGCCUGCAGAGAAAGUUGAAAACCAGUCUGAAAGUCCAGCACGAAUACCCAGACCGUCAUCCGCCAAAGGGCAAAGAAGGAAACCUAGAAUUGACGGACGAGAGGAAUCUGACAGUGAAGGAGACACAAAGGAGGCACAGGGACCUGUCCCCAAGGAAAGUGGCGAAGCAGGUUCCACAUUUUCAUCUGAAAUGGCAUCCAGCAGUAAGCGAAUGGCGCGCCCCAGCAGCGCUCGUCCUGCUCCUCCUCCAGUUAAGAAACAGGACGAUCUUACUGAGGCAGUGCCAGCUGAAAGGGUUCCUAGUGCCAAGUUAUCAGUAAUCCGAGAUGGAAAGAAGCAAUCUGACGAUGAAGAGGAAGAUGAGCAGUUUCUUGUGGCAGAGGCUGCUCCUGAACCUGAUAAGGAGUUGAGCCCUGCACGAGACCCUAAUGUUGAAGAAAAACAUGGUGGACUUGUGAAAAAGAUUCUGGAUACCAAAAAGGACUACGAGUCAAUCCCAUCCUCCAAAAAAUCUAAAGAGAAGUCGGUGUCAGAAGAAGAGCGGAAGAAAGAGCAGGACCUGGUAACACGAGAGAUUGAGCGUCUUCGGGCGUCCAUCCAGUCGGUGUGUCAGAGUGCGCUGCCUUUGGGCAAGAUAAUGGACUAUGUCCAGGAGGAUAUAGAUGCAAUGCAAGCAGAACUGCACAGCUGGCGGAAGGAGAACAAGGAACAUGCACAGGCUUUGCAGCAGGAGCAGAGAGCGACCGACAGAGCGUUAGAACCUCUUCAAGCGGAACUUUAUGAACUGGACCAGACGAUCAAGGAUUACCAGGACAAGAUUUGUACUGUGAGGUCCAACAUACUGAGGAAUGAAGAGAAGAUCCAAAAGAAGUUGGCAGGAAUCAUCUCAUCUUGAAGUCAGAAACUACCAUCUAAUACCUGUAACAAAACUUUUUAGAUAUUUUUCAAUGAACAUGUGGGCUUGGAUGGAAGACUUUGAUCUGCACUGCACCACCAUUCUACAAUUUUGUGCCCUUACUUUGAAAAGCAGCCACAGUAGUAAGACACCAAAUGGUCACAACAAACACUUUUUUAAUUAUCCUGUUUUUUUAUGUUUGUUUUUUCCAUUUUCGACCAUAUCUUUGACUCUGCGUCCUUACAUGAAUUUGGUUAGCUCUCAGAUAUACAGAAUGCGUUAUUAUUAUUUUCAUUAACUCAUAACAACAUAUUUUAGCAGGCGAUGCUAUUAGAAAUUAAUCAACUGAGCUCAAUACAUACAGUACAGGCCAAAAGUUUGGACGCACCUUCUCCUCAUUCAAUGUGUUUUCUUUAUUUUCAUGACUAUUUACAUUGUAGAUUGUCACUGAAGGCAUCAAAACUAUGAAUGAACACAUGUGGAGUUAUGUACUUAACAAAAAAAGGUGAAAUAACUGAGAACAUGUUUUAUAUUCUAGUUUCUUCAAUAUAGACACCCUUUGCUCUGACUACUGCUUUGCACACUCUUGGCAUUCUCUGGAUGAGCUUCAAGAGGUAGUCACCUGAAAUGGUUUUCACUUCACAGGUGUCAUAGUUUUGAUGCCUUCAGUGACAUUCUACAAUGUAAAUAGUCAUGAAAAUAAAGAGAACGCAUUGAAAAGAGAAGGUGUGUCCAAACUUUUGGCCUGUACUGUACAUAGUACAAUACCGGAGGUCACAAUCUGUUAGAGCUGUUUUGUACAGUAGUUUUAAAGGCCUACUGAAAUGAAUUUUUUUUAUUUAAACGGGGAUAGCAGAUCCAUUCUAUGUGUCAUACUUGAUCAUUUCGCGAUAUUGCCAUAUUUUUGCUGAAAGGAUUUAGUAUAGAACAACGACGAUAAAGUUCGCAACUUUUGGUCGCUGAUAAAAAAAAAAGCCUUGCCUAUACCGGAAGUAGCGUGACGUCACAGGAGGAAGGAUUCCUCACAAUUCCCCGUUGUUUACAAUGGAGCGAGAGAGAUUCGGACCGAGAAAGCGAUGAUUACCCCAUUAAUUUGAGCAAGGAUGAAAGAUUCGUGGAUGAGGAACGUUAGAGUGAAGGACUAGAGAGGCAGUGCAGGGUGUAUCUUUUUUUGCUCUGACCGUAACUUAGGUACAAGGUCUCAUUGGAUUCCACACACUCUCCUUUUUCUAUUGUGGAUCACAGAUUUGUAUUUUAAACCACCUCAGAUACUAUAUCCUCUUGAAAAUGAGAGUCGAGAACGCGAAAUGGACAUUCACAGUGACUUUUAUCUCCACGACAAUACAUCGUUGACGCACUUUAGCUACGGAGCUAACGUGAUAGCAUCGGGCUCAAAUGCAGAUAGAAACAACAUUUAAAAAAACCCUGACUGGAAGGAUAGACAGAAGAUCAACAAUACUAUUAAACCAUGAACAUGUAAAUACACGGUUAAUAAUUUCCAGCUUGGCGAAGCUUAACAAUUGAAGCUAACUUUAGCUACAGAGCGGCGGCGGGCGUUGUAGCUUUCGACGACACCCCGGCCGCCAUCAGAGUCGGCAAGAAACAUAUAUUUCCCCAAAGUUACGUACGUGACAUGCACAUAGCGACACGCACGUACGGGCAAGCGAUCAAAUGUUUGGAAGCCAAAGCUGUACUCACGGUAGCGCGUCUGCUAUCCAUCUCAAACACAACACAACCUCCUGAUUGUGUUGCUGUAGUCCGCCGCUAAUACACCGAUCGCACCUACAACUUUCUUAUUUGCAGUCUUCAUUGUUCAUUAAACAAAUUGCAAAAGAUUCACCAACACAGAUGUCCAGAAUACUGUGGAAUUGUUCGAUGAAAACAGAGCAGUUUGUAUGGUGACACAUUGGGUACGAAUACUUCCGUUGCCGUCGUGACGUCACGCGCAUACGCAUCAUACAUAGACGUUUCCAACCGGAAGUUUAGCGGGAAAUUUAAAAUUGCACUUUAUAAGUUAACCCGGCCGUAUUGGCAUGUGUUGCAAUGUUAAGAUUUCAUCAUUGAUGUAUAAACUAUCAGACUGCGUGGUCGGUAGUAGUGGGUUUCAGUAGGCCUUUAAGAGCAAUGGCAUUUAAACAUCAGGGAAUUCGUUGCAGGAAUAAUUGGCUAACAGUUGAUAGUUAAAAAGGGUUUAUCUACCCAACACAAUUGACAAUUUGAUGAUCAUGUCAAGUGUACCCACGCAAUUUAACUACUCAAAUUCAAAUUUGCUUAAUUUGUCACGGUGCACUUUGCAAAAAGAGAAGGGCAACACUGCCAGAUUCUUCAAAAGUCUCCACUAGAUUUGUGGCUAUUGUCAGUUAAAAAAAAAAAUAUAUAGAAGUGCUCAGUUGACAACACUGGUCACUCCUGCUCUGUCUUCUUAUUCUCUGGCCGACCAGGUGCGUUAUAAUGUGCUAAUGAUCCAAUUCGAUUUGGAUUUACUGGAUGGUUUCUUUAUCAAAAGUCUUGCGUACUGUAAAAUCGAAAAAAACAGGUUUUGCUGUGAAGCUCUUUUCUUUUUCUUGUUUUGUGUGUCUUCUGAUGUUUACUUUUCCCCAGCUAUGAGGUGUUUUGAAUAUGAGUAAGCAACCGACAUCGACGGGUACUACAGUUAGAAUAAUACUGCAUUUAGUACUGCAACAUGAAUUUUUUCACAAAUAUUCAACGUAUUAAGUGAGAUGUUUUCUUUCCACCAACUUCUCCUUUUAGAGCUAUAACUAAUUUGCUGAACAUGUAGUUUUUCUAUUUCUGAGAAUAUUUGCUAUAAGAUGUCUUUUAAAGCAAUAGCUUACUAAUAAUCAGUUCAAGUUAGACGUUUGGUUAGCGCAGUGCUUCUCAAUUAUUUUCUAUUACGCCCCCUCCAGAAAGAACACAAUUAUUUCGCAGCCCCUCCCACUGUCUGCUGCAACUGUAAAUAGUGUCAUUUGUCUAUAAAAUUGUUGUAAGUACACCUCUGCAUAACAUUUUAUCCUAACAUUAAAGAAAACAGACUAAAUAAAUAUAGAUACACAUAUUACAAACAAUAACCUUAUUAACAUGUUUUUCAAGUCUAUCAGAAAAUAUUUAAAGUGCAUCAAUUUGCCUAAAAAAAAAUCCUUAUUUAAACUAAAAAACUCUAUAAACUAAACAAAACAUUUUGACCCACACUUAACCUAUUGAUACUGAAAAAUACAAUGAAAUAAAUUCCAUAAAUAAUAAUACAUUAAACGUUGACUCAAAAGCACAAUGUAAGAAAAACAAUUUGUGCUGAUUUUUAAAAUGUAUUUCAAUUAAAAUGAUAACGUCAGGAUUAAUGGCCUCAAUGAGCCGGUGUUGCAGUGCACAGCUUUUUGAAGCAAAAAUGACUCUGUGAACUUUAGCUCAACUCGACUUCACUGCUUAGUGUACUGUAUGUCGUAAUGUGAAGUGUGUAUAUACAUAUAUAUAAUAUUUUAAGUACUAUCAGGUUAUCUCCAAGUAAUAAUAUUUUAAAUAGGGUUGUCCCGACCCAAUAUUGAUAUCGGAUAUCCUUUUUGUCCUCAAAAUUCUACAUACAACAGCCCAUAACGACAACGUGAAAAGUUUUUUUUAAAUUAUUUUUGCAAAUAUUUAACAAAAAUCACAUGUACAUAAAAAUCCACAGCCUUUGCUCAACACAUGUGAUUUUUUUUAGCUUUUUAUUUUAAUACAUUUGCAAAACCUAAACAAAAAACACAUUGUCAUUAUGACUGGCUUAACUAUUAAGAGAUGUGUUGUGUUUAUUUGUGUAAAUUUUGUUACAAUUUCAGAAUCAGAACAGGAAGUGAACAAAUAUGUUAGUAAUUGCUACGAUUUGGAAAAGGGGUAGGAUUAAAUAAACUUUGCUUAACAUAUGUCAUUAUUAUAUAAUGUAUCACAUUGUAUCUGUUUACAUGUUCGAAAUAAAUUAAACCACAACCAUUACGGGGUAUUGUGUGUAGCAUUUUGAGGACAAAAUUGAAUUUAUUCCAUCUCGUAAAAAGGCUGUAACAGAAAAUGUGGAAAAAAUGAAGCCCUGUGUAUUUUCCGGAUGCACUGUAAACAUCCUCUAAUAAUCACACGAAGUUUGUCUUUUCUUGUAUUUUAGUGAUGUCAUUUACAAAAAGUGAACAUGAUAAGGUAUAAGGCUGCUAGCAGCUACACAACAGCUAAGCACACAAGCGUUGUUAACUGAACAAAAUUGCUGUUAAACAACAUUUGUCAACAUAAGCAAGUAUCAAAUAAUUAUAGUUGAAAAUUGCUUACAGAUAGUCUCCAAAGCAAAACCAUAUUUAAAAGUAUCCAGUAACAAAUGUGUCCACAUCAUUCAUCUUACUGAAUCAUUUCGACCACGAGGUGAAAAACAAAUAAUCACUUCAACUUACCGACAACGCAAGUCCAUUCCACACGAUGAAUAAGUAACUAGUUAGUGUUUUUCCAUCCCUAACAUUGUUUACUCACUAAUUUCACUUUAUCAAACAUUUUAUAAUAUUCCACACUACAAAAUAAUAAUGUAUGUAUGAUUUGUGCUAUCGCAUAGGAUAAAUAUCUGCAGAGGUAUGUAAAAUGAUGUGAAUUCUUCUCUGUCUUCUCUACUUUUCUUUUGUGCUUAGAUAUAUUUUUGCAAUUGCGUCCCAGUAACAAACAUGGAAAACGUAAUCUCCUUUGUUUGUAAACGCCGAAGUUACUGCUCUCAAACUUUGAAUUACCACUUUUGUACCGCGUGGCCAAAAACCAACUGAUCAGGUUACUUCUGUCUGUAAAACGUAUGUUGUAUUUUACUCUAUUGUAUAGUUUCAGUGUAUUCCACUAGUACCAAGUGUGUGUGUAUAACAAGAAAAAAUAUAUUUUUAAUGCUAUCUCAUGGAAAUAACGUGUUUGUAGAAGAGUUCAGUGGCUUACACGUCACAUUGUGUGCAAUGAAUUUACAUAUUUGUAUUAUAAUGUACAUGUGGAUAUUGUAUUAUAGGUCAUAGAAUUCUAUGUUUUGUAGUAAAGUUAAAUAAAGCCCGAU
Messenger RNA from Entelurus aequoreus (snake pipefish), 6974 nucleotides. RefSeq names its product TNF receptor-associated factor 3 interacting protein 1 (gene ift54). Gene Ontology annotation, biological process: intraciliary transport; regulation of microtubule cytoskeleton organization; cilium assembly. Gene Ontology annotation, molecular function: microtubule binding. The coding region runs from base 74 to 1942 and encodes 622 amino acids. Gene Ontology annotation, cellular component: ciliary basal body; intraciliary transport particle B; axoneme. Lineage: Eukaryota; Metazoa; Chordata; Actinopteri; Syngnathiformes; Syngnathidae. The transcript has 17 exons. The record is from RefSeq and is a predicted model, not a curated record.